CCAGAAAGUGCGAGACCACUGACCACUGUGCUGCGCCGUGAUCUCUACCACAUCAGUGAGAUCAUGCAGCAGGUCCAGCAACCGCAUGCACGGAAAGUGCCGAGUGUCAUUUACGAUCGAAGCACCACGUCGUCCGAGAGGAGGGAGAUCACCCAUGCCACCCUCGGCCGGUUGGUCGCAAAGUUGACAGACGCACAACACCACGACACGGACUUCCGCAACUGCUUCUUGCUGACGUAUCGCAGUCACAGCUCUGUGAACGACUUCAUCAUGAAGUUGACGAAGCGGUACACUGCUGCUUCCAGCUUGGCGAACCCACGAUACGACGACUGCGACCCAUCCAACGCGGACGACAAUCGCUUCUCCGUGUCGUCCGACUCGACUGUUCAAGCCGCGGCAAAUGUGUCCAUGAUGCGGGCCAUGAGUGUGCUCAAGUUUUGGAUUCGUGAAAGCGGCUUCAUCGAAGCUGACUUGGACAACGACCGUCGAUCGCAGAAAAAGCUCAUGAUCUUCCUGGCCAAAGUUCGUGAUGAAUCGCCCCACGUGUCCAUUUCCAAGCAUGCAGAAACCAUGAUGCAUGUUGUAGGGAAGAUCCUCGUUCGAAACACCCCUUCCAGAUUGGCCACAAAAGCGACCACUGCAGCUCCAUCAUCAACCAUGCCAUCACCCCUGGAUCUAGGAAGCGAGUCUGCCGAAGAGUCGUCCCCAAAGGCGGCGGCCCGCCAGCCCCAUCCCAUCGACGACAACGACGCAGCGUUGGCGGCCAACACUGCCGCGAAACUCAAAAUCAACCGCAGCGUCUCCACAGAUUCAGUACCCAUGAAACCUCAAGUGACCAUCCGGGCGUAUCCGACCCACUAUGAUCCGGAUCUCCACCCCAUCGACAUCGAUACGACUCGGCCGGCGUUUUCGGCGCCCCCGCUGUCGAUUUCCAGGGGCAAAACGAUGCCGCCAGUCUCCACCACCGCCCAACUGUCGGCCGCCCCCGUCGAUGGCCUCAUGCAGGCGCCGCUGACUCGCUCCGUAUCUGACAACACUCGCGAUCGCGGCGUGUUCUGCAUGCCUCGAUCAGAACCUUUCGGCGGCAUGACGGCCCAAGAUGCCGCCGACCAACUCACGUUGUUAGAACAGCACAACUUCCACAGAAUCGACCACCGCGAACUCACCAACAAGAACUGGACCACCGAGUUCAAACACGACGUCGCUCCCAACGUGAUGGCGUUGAUCGAACUGUUUGACGCGCGCGCGGAAUGGAUCUCAAGUGAAAUCUUGCACCCCAAGCUGCAGGCGGUGCAGCGGGCCAACAUGGUCGCGUUCUUUAUCGACGUGGCCGAAGCGUGUUAUCGGCUGAACAACUUCAACACCCACGCCGAAAUCGUCGUCGCGUUGACCGCGCCGUGCAUCAAACAGCUCGAGACGACGUGGAACCUCGUGGCGCCAGGCCACUUGGAAACAUUUGAACACCUCAAGCACGUAUGUUCAAGCGACGACAACUUUCGACUUUACCGGCAGGCAUUUGCAGCGGCGGAGGGGUUGCCGCGGUUGCCGUCUAUUUUUAUUGUGGUCAAGGACAUUUUUGGCUUUGAAGAGUCGAUGCGGACGACGGAAAAUGGAUUGAUUCAUUUUCAAAAGUUCCGAAAGAUUUAUCAUGCCAUCACGGACGCCCUGAGUUGCCAACACACCACGUACACAACGCCAAGUCCAAGGCGUCGUGUGCUUCAAGCGGACAAGAACCAACAGAUGAUGCUGAAAUUCCGACUGGAGACGAUUCGCAAAACGGGCACGGAAUUGUUUUGGCUUGCGAAAAAAGCAAACAAGCAAGAAAGCGUGCUGUUUGUAAAUAGUUUGGCCGACGCUGGGUUCAUGUAGCCAAAAGACCGUUUUUUUACCGCACCUUUUGUGUGGACCAUGCAAUAAAUACUGUCAAAUCCGUUCCAAUUUGGACGUCCUAGUAAUACAAUUAGGUUGCGUCUGGUAACCAGAAAUAUCCCAAAACGCCAUUUUG
Molecule: messenger RNA, 2005 nt
Organism: Aphanomyces astaci
Lineage: Eukaryota; Oomycota; Saprolegniomycetes; Saprolegniales; Verrucalvaceae
Exons: 8
Coding region: 64-1869 (601 amino acids)
Biological process (GO): small GTPase-mediated signal transduction
Molecular function (GO): guanyl-nucleotide exchange factor activity
Source: RefSeq, a predicted model, not a curated record